Haliotis rufescens (red abalone) is the source of this 1164-nucleotide messenger RNA. RefSeq names its product calmodulin-like. Gene Ontology annotation, molecular function: calcium ion binding; enzyme regulator activity. The coding region runs from base 317 to 766 and encodes 149 amino acids. NCBI's taxonomy places the organism in Eukaryota, Metazoa, Mollusca, Gastropoda, Lepetellida, Haliotidae. The record is from RefSeq and is a predicted model, not a curated record. The transcript has 5 exons.
AAUACACCGCCGUUGUCACUGCGACAAGUAUUUUUCGGUUCUCACUAAGUCCAGCGGAUUAUAAACAGUUGAAGCGGAAUCCUGUAAAAGGGCAGCUCGGGGAGGCGUUGACCACAAGCCCACUGCACGUCCACCGCUAACAGUGACCAUUCAGGGACGAAAGUGAUUUAAGUCAUUCGGAUCGAACUACGCCGGUGAUCAAGUCCCCGUGAGCAAGCGGAGUAAUCUCUCACUGCGGAGCGAGUCACAGACGACAGAAACUCGGUUGCACUUGAUACACGCUCGGCUCGGAAAACUCGCAAGGACUAGCGCUGAAAUGGCAGACCAGCUGACAGAAGAACAGAUCGCUGAAUUCAAAGAGGCUUUCAGCCUUUUCGACAAAGACGGCGAUGGCACCAUCACAACCAAGGAGUUGGGAACCGUCAUGAGGUCACUAGGUCAGAACCCAACAGAGGCAGAGUUGCAAGACAUGAUCAACGAAGUAGAUGCUGAUGGAAACGGAACAAUAGAUUUCCCAGAAUUCCUCACCAUGAUGGCGCGAAAGAUGAAAGAUACGGAUACAGAGGAGGAACUAAGAGAAGCAUUCCGAGUGUUCGACAAGGACGGCAACGGUUUUAUCAGUGCAGCUGAGUUGAGGCAUGUCAUGACAAACUUGGGCGAGAAGUUGACUGACGAUGAAGUAGAUGAAAUGAUCAGGGAAGCAGAUAUUGACGGCGAUGGACAAGUAAAUUAUGAAGAAUUCGUUAAGAUGAUGACAGCGAAGUGAGAGGCGACAGUAUCACGUGACCACCUGUACAGCAAUAUUGUCCAUCAUCCUGUGCUCGGUCUGCAAGCUGUCAUGAUUGACAGCAAAGACGUCAUGAAUAUCUGACCAAUCAAGAACGCUUGCCUUAUCGUAUUAACUAUGCUUUUACAUUGUAAAUAUCCCAUACUCGUGUGUAUAUUUUGAUAAUGAUUAUUUAUCCGCCCUCCUCUCCGUUUUUCUAAAUCUGGUUCUCAAUUAUACAAAUAUCAUUAGUUAUUCCUGUAUUCAUCUAUAUUACUGAACGUUUUCUCUUAUCGAAUUCUAUACAUCGAUAAGUUUCAUGACUACUCUUGAAUUUAAUCACUCAACAUCGAUCUCUUCCUGUUAUCAUAGACUGUAAUAAACCCUUCUCAUUAUAA